Molecule: messenger RNA, 1509 nt
Organism: Lathyrus oleraceus (garden pea)
Lineage: Eukaryota; Viridiplantae; Streptophyta; Magnoliopsida; Fabales; Fabaceae
Exons: 3
Coding region: 1-1509 (502 amino acids)
Biological process (GO): proteolysis
Molecular function (GO): aspartic-type endopeptidase activity
Source: RefSeq, a predicted model, not a curated record
AUGACUUACACUCAAUUGCUAUCGUAUCUGAUUCAGAAUGGGACUGUCGUGCCAAGGGCAUUACCUCCAAUGCUGAAGCCGUAUAAGCCUUGGUAUGAUGAGAAUGCUAGAUGUGCCUUUCAUGCUAAUUCAGAGGGUCAUACAACAGAGAAUUGCAAAGUGUUCAAGCUCCGGGUCCAAGAGUUGAUAGAUCAGAAAAUAUUGUCUUUUGCUAAUGUUCCAAAUAUGGGGAACAAUCAUUUGCCUAAACAUGAUGGUUCAGGCGUCAAUGCUAUAGAUAGUUCAACUGAUGAUGGAUUGAUAAAGGAUGUGUUCAAGUUGAAGACUCUUUUAACGGUGGUCCAUGCUAGAUUGAUGGAAGCAGAAUUGAUGAAUGGAGUACAUGAUAAUUGUGUGGUGUGCUCAUCCAACCCUGAUCAGUGUGGUGAAUUCAAAAUUUGUCUUCAAUGUUUGAUGGAUCAACGGGUUAUUCAGUUCACCAAAGCAAAGAUUGAUGAGGAUGUUGCUGUGAUUGUGCCUGUGUUUGAUCAAGAGAGGCUUCCCAAGCCUUUUGUGGUCCCUUAUCAGAGAAAUGAUGACCUUGAGCCAGUGAAGAAGAUUGAGCCCAUGGUUAUUUAUGUUCCUGCUCCAUUCUCAUUUGACAGUACCAAAGCAGUUCCUUGGAACUAUGAGCCUGUAGUUUAUGUGGGUAACAAACCAGUAAUCUUGAAAGAGCCAGAUGUGACUAACAUCGCUGGAGCUAGUGGUGUGACUCGAAGUGGAAGGGUUUUCUCUCCUGAAGUGAUCCCAAACAAAGAAAGUGCACCAACAGUUGAACCAACGAAGGGGAAAGAGGUGAAUCCUUCAGAAGUCGGAGAAGGCUCAUCUAAGAAAGCAGUGACUGCUGAAGAGGAUAGAGAAUUCUUGAAAAUCAUCAAGAAGAGUGACUACAAGUUCUUGAACGAAGCUUAUGUGGCAGAAGACAUCAGUGUUAUUCAGUUUGAUAACGUGGUUGCUAAUCUCAAUACUAGUAGUUGUUUGAUGUUCACUGAUGAUGAUUUACCCCCUAAUGGGCGAGAACAUAAUAUGGCGCUUCAUAUCUCCAUUCAGUGUACAGAUGUUACUUUGGCUCGAGUACUGGUGGAUACAGGUUCAUCCUUGAAUGUGUUACCUAAGACUACCCUGGAACAAUUGAAUAUUGAAGGGGUGCAGAUGAGACCCAGUGCUUUGAUAGUGAAAGCUUUUGAUGGUUGGGGCACAGUGAUUGAAUUACCAGAGAAGAAAGACAAGUGUGGAUUAGGAUAUCAGCCGUCUAUUGAACUUUUCAAAUAUCAGAAGAUACAUCAAAGAAAGGUUCCUAUCAACCAGGAAAUAUUCUCCAAAGCUGGAUUCCGAAGUGAUGAUCAAAUGAAUGCUCUUGAAGAUGAAGAUCCAGAUUUGUCCAAGAUGGUGUUUUGUGGACCUUCGAAUGCCGCUCUCACUAACUGGAAGGCAACAGAUGUUCCGGAUAUAGUUUCUUGUUCAAAGUAA